Messenger RNA from Alternaria metachromatica, 3054 nucleotides. RefSeq lists its product as uncharacterized. Lineage: Eukaryota; Fungi; Ascomycota; Dothideomycetes; Pleosporales; Pleosporaceae. Bases 1 to 3054 code for a protein of 1017 amino acids. The record is from RefSeq and is a predicted model, not a curated record. The transcript has 6 exons. Gene Ontology annotation, molecular function: protein binding; RNA binding.
AUGAUGGUGACCAUCAUCGCACUGCUGCCGCUGCGUACUCUGUGUCACGUCAAGGUCCUGACCCGAUCAGCGAUCCGGUUCAAACGCUCACGUCCUCAACGCCAGUCCCGCACGCGACUCAGAUCUGAGAUCAAGUACGCAAUGGCAGGUCCAGCCAAGAAGCGCGCGCAGGCCGAGAAGCAGUCCAACGGCUCGUCCAACGGCUCCUCUUCUGAGUCUCGCGACCCUACUCAGCGCUCCGCCCCGAAGUCCAUUCCCCGUGUCGAUGGCAACCGCGAUCCUAACGUCCGGGCUUGCGUUGACUACACCGACCCCCGAGACCUCAAGAACAUCUCCGAUUUCCUUGGUAUUGCCGGUUGGUACCAGGCUCGUGGUCUCACCAUCCCGGGCUCUCUUCCUCAACGUCCCAAGAACUUCAACCAGUUCGGCAAGGCCGCCAACAUCGUGCUCAACACCUUCAACGUCGUCAAGGCCCCCGACACCGUCGUCCAUCAGUAUGAUCUCAACUACAGCGGCGACGCCCUCGACUACACCAAGCGUGUCCUACUGAAGAAGAUCUGGAACUCCCCUACUAUCAAGGCCGAGCUUGGUGAGCCCGCCAACCUCUGGGUCUGGGACACCAACAAGCUGGCUUGGUCCGGUAAGCGUCUGCCCCGUGACGAUACCCGCAUCACUGUCGACCUCGAUGAGGAGGAGGGCCGUCCUACCAAGCCGGGAGCGCGUGGCAACAAGCACACCAUCCACGUCCGCUGGACUCGUAAGGUCGACUUCAUCAACUUGAACGCUUUCCUCGAUGGCCAAGCUUCUUGGUCUAACGAGUGUAUCGACACGAUCAACUUCCUUGACCAUGUCAUGCGCGAGUGGCCUUCUCAGCAGUACACUCAAAUCAAGAAGUCUUUCUUCCAGCGCGGAGAAACCCGCUUCGACCUUGGCGGUGGUGUUGAAGCCUUCAAGGGUGUCUUCGCGUCCCUUCGCCCCGUUUUGGACGACAAGUUCAAGAAGUCACUGUCGGUCAACGUCGAUGUCGCCAACGGCACCUUCUGGCGUGCUCAAGAGCUCACCCGCGCUAUUGGCCAAGUCUUCAACUGUAACCCGCCUCAGUUCGCCACCAUGUACAAGAACGCCACUCGUGACUGGAAGGGCUCCAUGCUCAAGAGGGACCUCCGCAAGUUCAAGAAAGUAGGUGUAUCUACGACACAUACUAAGGAGCCUACGCAAUGGACGAUCGAUGAAUUCGUCAACUUGGACGCUUCCCAGGCGACUUUCCCGGAUCCCGAUGACCGCUCCAAGAAGAUCUCGGUUGCUCAGUACUUUAAGAAGAAGUAUGGCGUCACUGUCAUGGCUGGUCUGCCGGUAGUCAAGAUGACCAAGAAGAUCCGCAAGGAGCCUGUCUAUAUGCCUGUCGACGUCCUGAAGAUCGACGGCAACCAGCGCUACACCACCAAGCUCAGCGAUACCCAGACGUCCCAAAUGAUCAAGUUCGCCGUCACCCUUCCCAAGGAGCGUUGGGCCGCUGUUCAACAGGGAGUAAAGUUGCUCAACUGGCAGAAUGACCCCUACCUCCGCCACUACGGCCUGAAGGUUAGCUCCGCGCCUGCCAAGGUGACAGCUCGUAUCCUCCCUUCGCCCACCGUUCACUUCGGCGCCGGUUCCAAGGAAGCCACCAUCAAGCCUGCGGACAUGAUCGCCGGUCGCUGGAGGUUGGACGGUCGCAAGUUCGCCAUGAACAACAAGGAGCGUCCUAUCAAGGCGUGGGGUGUCUGCUGUGUCCAAGGUCGUGGCAGCCCUCCCCCUCAAGCCAUUGAAGCCUUCUUCCAGAAGUUCGUCCAGAUCUACGAAGCCCACGGUGGACUUGUAGCCGCGCACCCUCAGCAUGGCAAGAAGCCAUGGAUGGGUCCCGGUAACCUUGCUGAUGGUGGUGAGAUGAUCCAGAAGGUCUGGAACCAGACUGGCAACAAGUACGCCAUGCCACCUAAUCUGCUCUUCUUCGUUGUCAACGACCGCAAUGUCGACGUCUACCGUCGCAUCAAGAAGUCUUGCGACAUUCGAUUCGGUGUGGCUUCGCAGGUUCUUCAGGCCAAGCAUGUCAUGUCUGCUUCGCCCCAGUAUAUCUCCAACGUCUGCAUGAAGGUCAACGCUAAGCUUGGCGGAGCUACUUCGGUUGCGAAGUCUCAGCUCAUUCCCAAGGUUGCCCCGAAGUCAGCAUCGAUUCCCACCAUGGUUGUUGGCGCCGACGUCUCUCACCCUGCUCCCGGAGCCGCUUCAGGUGAGGCUGCAUCCUUCGCUGCCAUUACGGUAUCCGCCGACGUUCACUUCGCCAAGUACUGGGCUGAGGUUCAGACCAACGGUAACCGCGUGGAAAUGGUCACAACCUCCAACAUCAACGACCACUUCGGGUUCAUGGCCAAGAACUGGAUGCAGAAGAUCGGCCAGGGCAAGCCUCCUCAGCGUGUACUCUAUAUUAGAGAUGGCGUGAGCGAGGGACAGUACGCCGCUGUCCUUGAGGAAGAAGUCCAUGACAUGAAAGAAUGCUUCAAGAAGCUGGGCUGCAAGGAGAUCCCCAAAUUCACCGUCGUCAUUGCUGGUAAGCGCCACCAUAUCCGCUUCUUCCCUGAGGCUGGCAAAGGCGACCGCAACGGCAACCCUCUUCCCGGUACUUUGGUAGAGACUGGCUGCACCCAUCCGUUCGAGUUCGACUUCUAUCUCUGCGCCCACGUUGCCAUCAAGGGUACAGCUCGCCCCAUCCACUACCAGUGCAUCCUCAACGAGGGUGAGUGGCUGUCGGCCGAGCUCCAGCAGUUUAUCUUCGAGCACUCAUACCACUAUGUCCGCUCUACUACUCCGGUGUCCCUGCACCCUGCGGUCUACUACGCCCACUUGGCUGCCGACCGUUCCCGUGCUCAUCUCAACGACAACCCGGUCUCGUCUGGCAAGAAGGAGUCCAAGGCCGACCAGCAGUCUUCCACUGGUUCAUCCAAGCAGAACGUCGAGAUCGCUCCGUUGAUGCCGAUGCAGAACGCACGCGGCCUCAGGGAUGUUAUGUGGUACAUCUAA